AUGAAGCACUCUACACGACCACCGACCAAUCACGGCUCUGGAUCCUUCCUUCUCGGGUUCGGAUUCGCCGACAGUUUGAGCGUCAAUGACAUUUCUGCGAUCAACUGGGGGGGGGGGGGGGGGGGGGGGGGGGGGUGGGGGGGUGGGGCGGGUGGGGGGGGGGGGGGGGGGGGACUUGUCUUACAUGCUAAGUUCCGGGUGUGGGUCCGAGCUGCAUUGAAGCAACCCCUCGCCCAUCCACACUAUCGGGGUCACUCUGACGACGAGGGCGACCUGUUUCCGUUAGAAAAAAUCCAUAAAUACAGCCCUAAAGAACUCUGA
Knipowitschia caucasica is the source of this 321-nucleotide messenger RNA. NCBI's taxonomy places the organism in Eukaryota, Metazoa, Chordata, Actinopteri, Gobiiformes, Gobiidae. The record is from the annotation of a GenBank genome assembly.